AUGUCGGCAGCUAUCAACCGCUCUUUGACCACCGUCAAGACCGUAAGUGCAUUGCACAUCCUGAGCUCUUUGCCAGAGAAAUAUAUAGAGGGAAUGCCGCCAAAGGACGUGGGCGCCUCAGACAACUUGCAGCCUGCCGCUCCACCAGCCUAUGCCCAAUCCAGUUCUUCUCCAAGCCCAGCCGAGUAUGCCGAGGCACUCUAUGACUACAAGCCCCAACAGCCGGAAGACUUGGAACUCAGAGCAGGAGAUAAGAUCACUGUGAUUGAAAAAGUGAGCACCGCAUGGUGGAGGGGCAGCCUCCGUGGCAGGACCGGAAUGUUUCCUGCAAACUAUGUCAAGCUACUUGGAAUGGCUCCAACCCCUGCCGCAACUCCACAGCCAUACCAGCAGCUACCAAUUUCUCCAAUGUAUGCUCCGCAACAACAGCCUGAAGAGUACACGCCGAUGACCGUCGCCGGACAGCCCCAGGGAGGACAGCAUAACGCCGUGUUCAAGAAGUUCGGGUCGAAACUCGGUAACGCAGCCAUCUUUGGUGCCGGUGCUACAAUAGGAAGUGACCUGGUCAACUCCAUUUUCUAA
This is a messenger RNA of Ogataea angusta, 582 nucleotides long. RefSeq lists its product as uncharacterized. The transcript has 2 exons. The coding region runs from base 1 to 582 and encodes 193 amino acids. NCBI's taxonomy places the organism in Eukaryota, Fungi, Ascomycota, Pichiomycetes, Pichiales, Pichiaceae. The record is from RefSeq and is a predicted model, not a curated record. Gene Ontology annotation, biological process: protein transport to vacuole involved in ubiquitin-dependent protein catabolic process via the multivesicular body sorting pathway. Gene Ontology annotation, cellular component: ESCRT-0 complex. Gene Ontology annotation, molecular function: protein binding.